Messenger RNA from Rhinolophus ferrumequinum (greater horseshoe bat), 2727 nucleotides. RefSeq names its product THAP domain containing 7 (gene THAP7). The record is from RefSeq and is a predicted model, not a curated record. Gene Ontology annotation, cellular component: nucleus. Lineage: Eukaryota; Metazoa; Chordata; Mammalia; Chiroptera; Rhinolophidae. Gene Ontology annotation, biological process: regulation of DNA-templated transcription. The coding region runs from base 470 to 1309 and encodes 279 amino acids. The transcript has 5 exons.
ACUCUUCUCAUUACAGGCACCUCUCCUGAAAUUAGUCGUGAGCACUGGUAUUUUUUAGGUUCUUUUGAUCACGCGUCCCGGUCUCUUUCUUGCUGUUGGAGUACGUUUCUUGCAAUCGGGGCCUCCCUGGGCGGCUUGCGCGGGUACCGAGGCAUUGUCGUUUUACCGCCGCCGCGUCGCGCAGACCCGUACCCCGGGCCCUGUGCUGCCGAGUGGAGCCGCUCAUUGGGUGCCCGGGCGUUGACGGUCAAAAGUUAGACCCGAAAGGACAGAGGGGCCAACGUUGCCACGGCGCAGGCGUCCAGGGACCCUAGGACUAAACGGGUCCCGCGGCGACGCCACGCUUCCGCCACUUCCGGGGCCCGCCCCGCCCCUCGGUCGAGCGCCCGCGAUUUCGAGUCUCUAUGGUAGCAACUUCCGCCGCUCGCUAUAUCUCGCGAGACUACGGCGGCUCAGCAAUGGCAAGACCAUGCCGCGUCAUUGCUCCGCCGCCGGCUGCUGCACACGGGAUACGCGCGAGACGCGCAACAGCGGCAUCUCCUUCCACAGACUUCCCAAAAAGGACAACCCAAGGCGAGGCUUGUGGCUGGCCAACUGCCAGAGGCUGGACCCCAGCGGCCAGGGCCUAUGGGACCCAGCAUCUGAGUACAUCUACUUCUGUUCCAAACACUUCGAGGAGAACUGCUUUGAGCUGGUGGGAAUCAGUGGGUAUCACAGGCUGAAGGAGGGGGCAGUUCCCACGAUAUUUGAGUCUUUCUCCAAGUUGCGCCGGACAACCAAGACCAAGGGGCAUAGUUACCCACCUGGCUCCCCUGACGUCAGCCGGCUCCGGCGAUGCAGGAAGCGUCUCUCCACAGCUGCUCUGACAGUCAAGGGCCCACAACUCCUUUUUCUCCACCUCCACCUGCUGACGUCUCCUGCUUUCCUGUGGAAGAGGCCUCGGCACCUGCUGCUUUGCCUGCCUCCCCCACUGGGAGGCUGGAGCCUGGCCUCAGCAGCCCCUUCUCAGACCUCCUGGGGCCUCUGGGUGCCCAAGCGGAUGAAGCAGGCUGCAGUGCCCAGCCCUCACCGGAGCGGGAGCCAGAGCGGCAGCCAUCCCCUCUUGAACCACGGCCUGUCUCACCCUCAGCCUAUAUGCUGCGCCUCCCACCACCUGCUGGAGCCUACAUCCAGAAUGAGCACAGCUACCAGGUGGGCAGUGCGCUGCUCUGGAAGCGGCGGGCGGAGGCCGCACUCGACGCCCUGGACAAGGCCCAGCGCCAGCUGCAGGCCUGCAAGCGGCGGGAGCAGCGGCUGCGGCUGCGGCUGACCAAGCUGCAGCAGGAAAGGGCACGUGAGAAGCGGGCACAGGCAGAUGCCCGCCAGACUCUGAAGGAGCAUGUGCAGGACUUUGCCAUGCAGCUAAGCAGCAGCAUGGCCUGAGUGAGGGGCCACUGGACCCAGGGUUGAGGAACUGCCUGUCAGGGCUCCAACCUCUUCCUCCUUCAGAAUCCACCUGGACAGGGACCUGAUCUAAGCUGCAUCCGUCAGACCCACCAGAUGCCAUAAUAAAGUGGAUUCCUGAAGGAGGCCCUGUAUGAUUCAUCUGGGGGCUGGGGCCCCUCCUGGAUCCCAGGCUUGUUCCCCCAAACAGUGGCUGCAGACUGCAGAGGGCUCAAACCCUGGAGUUUAAGCUCUUGGCUGUGGAGAGCAGAAAGCCCAGCUCCGUGCCCCAUGGGGUUCUCUGAGGACCAGGAUUGUGAGUAGAGGCUGCAGGCAGCACUAGGCACCCCUUGCCGUGGCAUCUGAAACAGCCUUGACUUCAGCAAGCUGAUCCUCUUUGAAAACACUCCUAAAACCCAGGCCAGACUCAGUUCCUUUGCGGGGACACAACAGACUUCCCUCAUAGGCCCAGUCUGCCCAGCCUGAGUCCCGGCUUACAGGCCCACCACCCACCACGGGGCCCGUCUUAUUUGAAAACAAGGACAAGGACAAUUUCUGACUGCCUGGGGCUGCUUGGCUCGGCAAGUAGUGAGGGCCCAACCAAUGACAUUUCUGGUCCCUAGAGGUCUGGAGAGAGGUGGGGGAGCACAUAGGCAUCAGUCCUGGCCUCAACCUGUGUCCCCAUUUUUCAAAUCAACUGGAAUCUAGGCCUCCCUGCAUCUGUGAUCGUGGCAAACAGCUCAGUGCACGGGGUGACAGACCGCACAGGUAACCUCUCCCUGCUGGGCCUUGGCCGCAACGGCCCCAAGAGCACAGAUGAAUUCUUUCUAGUCCUGUGAAAUGCCACUGUUCUGAAAUUUGCUUUUUCGAGCCCUGGGUGUAUAGCUCCAUUUAUUCAUACCACGUCUAGAAAAGAUAGUCAAGCAGCCAAUUACAAGGGUCCCAGCUGGUCUGCUGUAGAGCAGGGUUUGCAGAUCAUUCCCUAAGACCCCCCAAGUGCCCCGGGCCACUUCCUAGCUUGCUGGCAGCCUUAUGGACAGGCUCCCCUUGCCUAAGGCUGCCCACCUGCCACCGGGGUUCUUCAGCAAUGGCCAAGGAGUGGCAAGUACCGCAUUUGUGUGGGGCACAGCCAGGGGAGGGAAGCGAAAUUUAAGGCAGAUCAUUUCCACCAAAACCGGCAGCCAAGGCAGGAAGGAUUCUUGUUCCCAAAAAGGAGGCAGAAUGGUGCCUUCCACAUGGGGGUGGACUCUCACGGCCUUCUGUCAGGUAACAGGGAAGGACACAGGCCUCAUCCUCAUUUCCCAA